AUGCUUGCAUCGGCUUUGCUGGCCAUAUGCCUGAUGCUCAUGACGAGCUAUGCACAGCAAGAUCUGCUCGCGUAUCGUAUUCAAUACUCGGGCUCGGCGAUGUGUAGUUUCGGCGGACUCGGCGGUAGUCAAGCUAUUACCCUCAAGGGUGAUGUGACUGUCUACGCGAACCCGGUCACCAAAACCUUCGAAGUGCGCAAAACGGGCGCUAGGAAUGGCUUCUACAUCGGAAAGGCCCAGAGCGAUUCAGGCCAAGCCAGGUUCAAAGUGACUACACCUAUGCACCUCGACGAUUGGAUGCUUCGACCUUGCUGCGCGACUGCGUUCGAACGCUUCGGCCUGCUCAGCUACGAAAAGUGGCACUAUGAGAUCGAGCAACCGGCUCCAAAGAUCCAUAAGAUGGUAUGUUCGGGAGGCUUGGGCGGCUCUUGCGCGAUCUUUGGAUCAUCAAUGGUCAUCACUUGUUUCGCUCUGGAAUCGAACAUCACCGUCACCAAUCCCUUGGCACAGUCGGGCACGUUCCUGCACUGUCAUCGUCUUCUCGUCAAAUCCUCUCUUUUCAUCGUACCUGACCCACAGACUGACAUGCUCAGCGGCCUUCUCAGCUUGCUUGCUCUCGCGACUGUUCAGGCUCUGCCGUUGAACGUCACAACAACGCCUGCAUUGGCCUUGCUUCGACGUGAUCCUUUCGAGCCGAUCACUUACGAACUCUUCGCCGGCUUCAAAGCAGACGCUAGUCAUGCCGGCCAUCGCCUCAUCGUCUGGGAGCCUAUGGCAUUCUGGAAAUUCACUGUCAUCAAGCCAGAGAAUGGUGCGGUCUCGGUCGAAUUCAGCGACGGUGAUCCCCAGAUCCAACCUGUCGCGUGGCAAGGCAGGCGUGGGGAUCUUGUCCGGAUCACGAUCAUGCAACAGACACGACCUGCGCUAUGGGGACCUGGUCAACCGCGCGAUCAGCCGCCUACUGCCGACAUCCUAUUCUAUGAAUGCUGUCAAGUAACUUAUCAGGUCGACUUCACUUUCGGUAUCCGAGAAUUCUACUUUGAUGAGGAACCAACGGCAAGUGUCAAUGUGCGAUGCGGUAAUGCUUACAAGAUCGGACGAGCGCUUUGCCAAGAGGACUGGCUGCCACGGGAUCUCAUUUGGACGUCGCCGAAGCCCCUAGAUGUUCUCGCGGCAGUGCGGGACCCUGGAAGCCAUCAAGAUUCUUAGCGGGUGGACAUGAUUCCGUCUUCCUGGCCAUCACUCAUGACCCUCAAGCAGAUCAUUGAAUGCAAAUCUAACCCUACAAGUCACAUUAAAGUCUAGCCGAACAGGGGAAGACUGUGUCCUAUCAAAUGAGCUAGCAGCCAUUGCAAUGAGCCAGCUUGCUCUUUGAGUCGCGAACGGCGGGC
Messenger RNA from Mixia osmundae IAM 14324, 1391 nucleotides. RefSeq lists its product as uncharacterized. Bases 1 to 1209 code for a protein of 402 amino acids. The transcript is spliced from 12 exons. The record is from RefSeq and is a predicted model, not a curated record. Lineage: Eukaryota; Fungi; Basidiomycota; Mixiomycetes; Mixiales; Mixiaceae.